Messenger RNA from Exophiala dermatitidis NIH/UT8656, 1515 nucleotides. Its product is annotated as dihydroflavonol-4-reductase, variant. The record is from RefSeq and is a predicted model, not a curated record. NCBI's taxonomy places the organism in Eukaryota, Fungi, Ascomycota, Eurotiomycetes, Chaetothyriales, Herpotrichiellaceae. The transcript is spliced from 3 exons. Gene Ontology annotation, molecular function: oxidoreductase activity, acting on the CH-OH group of donors, NAD or NADP as acceptor. Bases 594 to 1484 code for a protein of 296 amino acids.
UGUGGCGGUGGUGUUCUAUGCAGGGCUCGGUUGCUCACGCUCUCCUCAGACGCAUAGUCUCGAAUUAUAGGAUGAUAACGGGCCAUCAGGAUAGGCUGACUCCAAAUCGGGCAGCGGUCUUGUUCCCUUCGCUCUCAAAGCCAUGGCCCACGACAACACCCCUGACAGCAAGCGAGGGGAGGAGCUCCCAGCCCCAGCAGUGGCAGUGUGGCCAGCACCAUGCUGGUGAUCAGGCCUCAGCUUGUGCAGCGCGAUCUGGAUCACCUCUGUGAUCCGGGGGAGGUUAUGGAAUUCACUCCACUUGGCUGGCGCCCAACCCCGGCGACAGCACGUUCCUGGGAGGAGCUCCUCCUGAUAAGAACGACGCUCCUACAGUAUCUCAGGUCGACACGACCUUCCGUCGGCCACACUGGAACUCAUAUGUCCGUUGUGCAUCAAUCAGACCGAACUCCCCUGCCCUCAAAAUCCAUUCGUUGAGAAAUGUGCUCGUUACGGGUGCGACGGGCUUCAUCGGCGCCCAUGUUGUGGAUAAUCUGCUAGAGAAGGGCUUCAAUGUCCGCGCCGUGGCACGAUCGAAGCAGAAGGCCGAUCUUAUGAGGCAAGCCAGAAAGGCGUACGAUUCAAAGUUGAAGUUUGUCUUUAUCCAAGACCUUUCGCAAGAAGGUGCUUUUAAUGGUCUUCUUGACGGAAUCGAUGGUAUCAUUCAUGUUGCCAGUCCUCUCAACUAUUCUGUGGCAGACAAGGAAAAAGAGUUGAUCAUCCCAGCCAUUACGGGUGUCCGCUCAAUUCUUGAAGCAGCCGCAAGAAGCCCGGCCAAGCGAGUGGUGAUGACUUCUUCGUUUGGAGGUGUUCUCGAUAUGAACCGGCCAUUGACAUCUGAGUGGACUUACUCAGAGAAGGAUUGGAAUCCCAUCACCUACGCUGAAGCUAUAUCUCCUGACGCCACACCGCAAGACGCUUAUCGUGCCUCGAAGAAAUUUGCUGAGCAAGAAGCCUGGCGGUUCAUGGAGACCAAAACUCCCGACUUUGACCUUGUGACAUUGUGUCCCUCGAUGGUGUUUGGGCCUGUGGCCCAUCCAGUGAGUUCGGUGCAGAAUCUGAACGAGUCGAAUGCCCUGCUGUGGAGGGUAGCCAACAGUGACGGUAACACACCGUUGCCUCCAGCACGAUUCAAUUUCUGGAUUGAUGUUCGAGAUCUGGCCGAAAUACAUGUGAAGGCUCUGUUGACUCCUCAAGCUGGAGGCAAGCGAUAUCUGCCUGUGGCACCCGAGAAGUUUAACUAUCAGCUUGCUUCUGAAAUCAUAGCCCGAAAUUUCCCUUCAGCAGCAAGCUCAGCGACUGCGGAAAAGCAGAAGAUCUUGGAAAAUGUCAACGUUGAUCGCAAGAAUCUAGAUGAAGAUUUUGAUAUGGCCUACCGACGAUUCGAGGAGACAGUAGUAGACUUUACGAAACAGGCAUAUCGAAUGGCUGGCCCCUCUACAUAGAAUGCAAUACACAAUUGCCAUUAAGAAGUAC